AUGUCUAUCUCAAAUCUCAACAGACCAGCAGGUACGGCCGAGUUUCAAAUGAAGAAUUGAUGAUAAAAAUGUAAAAAAAAAAGUUCCAAAAUUUAUAAAAGCGUAAAAACGUGGCGAAUUUCACGUUUCAUUUCCAUUUUUCCUUCAAUAUGCUUCUUUCUCUUUAUAUUAUUUUGAUGAUUUAUUUUAGGUUGUAUUAAUUGUUCUGUAUGGAUAUUUUUUUCAAGGUCAUUAGUUUGCUUUCAAAAGAUCAGUAGUUGACUCAAAAUAAUAAGCCGUUUUUUUGCCUGAUAAUUUUUUUCUAAUUUAAUCAUUUUUUUAAUUACUUGACCUAGGAUAUUUCGAACAGCCUAUCAAGCCAAUGGUUGUUUUAAAACUUAUAAUUUAUGAAUUUUUUUAGACGCGUUCGAGCAGCUUGAGCAAGAGGACGGCGUUCGUCAAGGAGUUUGCCACAUUCGUAUCCAGCAGCGUACCGGUCGCAAGACCAUCACCACCGUCCAGGGAAUCGGCACAGAGUACGAUCUCAAGAGAAUCGUUCAGUACUUGAGAAAGGUAUAUAUUUUGAAGUUUUGGAGGUUUUCUUGAACCGCCGAAUGUGUUGCUUUUUGUUCUCUUUGUGGCUAACAACAUUUUUGGGUGCUAAUAAUUGUGCGGUCUAUUUUUUUUUGAAUAAUUUAAGAAAUUAGUAUAUUUUAGAAUGAUUGCUGGAGUGCUUAAAAGGGCGGAACCUAAGUAAUAAAGGUCCCGGGCACAAUGCAAAAAGUGUUUUUGAGGAUAUAUGAGAACAUCAAAAAAUAUUUGACGGCCAAAAAUUGUCCCCAAAGAACGAAAAUACCAAAAUUUAUCUUUUUAGGGCAUUGUAAAACUUUCCAUAGUUAUAUGCCUCUUAUUUCCUCUCCAGAUCUCCUCGUUCUCUGAUCCUCCCACCUGA
This is a messenger RNA of Caenorhabditis auriculariae, 931 nucleotides long. NCBI's taxonomy places the organism in Eukaryota, Metazoa, Nematoda, Chromadorea, Rhabditida, Rhabditidae. The record is from the annotation of a GenBank genome assembly.